AUGUUAAGAGACGUAAUUAGAAAUAAAGAAAUUUCAAUAUACCAAAAUAAAACUAAAUCAAGUUUUUAUAAAGAAGAAGAAGAAGAGGAAGAAGAAUAUUGUUUUAACUCGAAUGGGGAAAUUUUCUUAAAUUUAGAUGGUUUAGAACCAAACAACUAUCAUAGAAUUGACUAUGAUCAAAUCGAUAACAAUAAAACACAUGAUAUAUAUUGUACUGAAAAUGAUAAUAAUAAUAAUAAUAAUAAUAAUAAUAAAAAUUAUAAUAAUAAUAAUAAUAGUAAAAAAAAUAAAUAUGGUUUUCAAAAUUAUAGAAACAAUAAAAUUUUUGAAAAUAAUAUUGAAAAUCGUUUUAGUAAAAGAUUUAAAAAAGAUAAUAAUAAUAAAGAAAACAAUGAUUUUCAAACAAUAAAAGGUGAUGGUAAAGAUUAUCAAACAAGCAGUAGUAGUUCAUUUACUUUGACCCCACCAUUUUCUUCUUUGUCAUUAUCUUUAAAUAUAAAUCAUAAACACAACUAA
This is a messenger RNA of Dictyostelium discoideum AX4, 516 nucleotides long. RefSeq lists its product as hypothetical. Lineage: Eukaryota; Evosea; Eumycetozoa; Dictyosteliales; Dictyosteliaceae. The transcript has a single exon. Bases 1 to 516 code for a protein of 171 amino acids. The record is from RefSeq and is a predicted model, not a curated record.